AUGCGCUUCCAGCAGUCCCUGCUAAUGGACAGACAAAUGACCCUUGUGAAGGCUCUUUCGAUGAAGCCGUGCUGCGUACAGGACAAGGACUACGCCAUGGAAGACAGUGACCGCCCAGUGAGCGAGCGCUGCCUCCACCUAAACAUCUGGACACCGAUGCUGCCUGGACAGCGAUGCAAGAGGGAUUGCAGUCCAAGGACUGUUCUGGUCGUGUUUGUGGGCCGGGACUUCCAGUACGGUGGCAACUCGCACAACUUGUACAGGGGUGAGCUGCUUGCUCUGCACGCUGACGCAGUUGUCGUGGUUCCCAACUACCGGCUCGGCCCAUUCGGUUUUCUCAACGGUCGCAUCGUGGACGUAACCGGGAACGUUGGUCUAUACGAUCAGAAGGUGGCGCUCGACUGGGUCAAAGAAAACAUCGAAUACUUCGGUGGCAAUCCAGAAGAUAUUGUGCCCGUAGGUCAUGAUGCCGGGGCAAUCUCGAUAACGCGCCACUUGUUUGACAUGAAGUUACACUGGGUGCAGCAAGCGAAGCGCGUCGUGUUACACACGUCUUCAUUCUUUCGACCAUAUCGAGACAACACGAAGUAUGCCCUGCAGAACACCCUUGAGCUGGGUCGGUUGUGCAUCUGUCACCCAGAUGAAGGCAUCGAUGUUGUGGUUGAGUGCUUGCAGACAACACCCGCCAGCCGCCUGAAAAUGGCUUCGAGGCACGCCUACAAAUUGGCACCCGUCUUUGUUCCAUCAAACACGAAAGGGACUUCGCCUUCGGCUGCUAUUAAAAUUCAGAAUUCGAGUGCGGCAAGACCAUGGCUGAGGGACAAAGAGUUUCUCCUGAGCAACGUGGCGGACGAAGGUUCCUUCGAGUACUCGAUGAUUCUGAAGAGACUGGCCGACUUGAAAUACGUCCUUCCCGGUGGAUAUUUUUCUAAUGUUAGCGCACAAAUUAUCACACUCCUCUCCGAACUUCCCUUGGGCGGUCAGGUUGAGAUGGCUUAG
Messenger RNA from Rhipicephalus microplus (southern cattle tick), 999 nucleotides. Its product is annotated as cholinesterase. Lineage: Eukaryota; Metazoa; Arthropoda; Arachnida; Ixodida; Ixodidae. Gene Ontology annotation, cellular component: plasma membrane. Gene Ontology annotation, molecular function: acetylcholinesterase activity. The record is from RefSeq and is a predicted model, not a curated record. Gene Ontology annotation, biological process: acetylcholine catabolic process; choline metabolic process.